UCAAUGAAAACUGCCUGUUUGCAGCUAUAUGGAGAUUGCAGGCACCACAAUUACUAUUUCCUCUCCCUGACCUGGAGCAGCAACUCCAUCAGCAGGAUAGAAAGGUAGUCUUGUUGCCUAGCAAAGGUGGGAUGAUUUAUCUGUGUGUCUAGAUUGGUCCCUUUGCUGCAAAGAGAAUUGCUUUCAGACUUCCAAGGAGAAUGAAGCCAGGCUAGAAUUCGGAGUGGAUGUGGGAGAGCUGCUCUCCCAGGGAGUAGAAAGAGCCACAGGGUCUCUGUGCUUUCUGUUCCUGUGCAGCCCAGGACAAUGGUUUUGUCUGCUCCAGUUAUAGCCCUGGGGGCUACCUUAGGGACUGCAACUAGCAUCCUUGCCCUCUGUGGCCUCACCUGCUUCUGCAAAUGCAAGCAACCUGGGAAAGGACUCUCAGAAAAGGACCAAGAGGACGAGACGGAAAAUACUAAGCCCAGUGUGCUUCAGCCAGUCCAGCAAUUCAACAUUAAGAAAACUGCAGAGCCAGUCCAGCCUCGAGCACUUCUGAAGUUUCCCAACAUUUAUGGCCCCAAACCAGAAGUAACUUCACCUGAAAUUGUUAACUACACACAGUACUCUCUGAAGACAACAGAAGAAGCAGCUCCUGGAAAACACACUGCGUUGGAUGAGAAUAGGAUGAAGAUACAAGUCAAUGAGGAGCUGUUUGUUCUCCCUCAAAACGGUGUGGUCAAGGACGUGUGUGUCACGGAGCACCUGAAGCCCGAGCGGGCAGGCAGCGGGCAGCAGGCCCCCGAGCUGCACUACUCCCUGCUCCACGACCCACAGCGCGCCCAGCUGCGCGUGGCCCUCCUCCAAGCUAUGCAUGGCGGAAUGAGUGGGGACCAAGACACUGGCUGCCAUUGCUACAUACUGGGCACACUGGAGAGCAAGUCUGGCAUUGCUGAGGCCCAGACAGAGCUGAAGAAGAAGGUACUUCACACCCUUUGGGAGGAGGUGCUGCAAUUCCCAUUAACAGAGGAGGAGAUGCCAGGAGGAACACUGACUCUCACCCUGAGAAACUGUGACAAGUUCUCCAGGCACAGCAUUGUGGGGGAACUGAAACUGAACCUUGCUGAAAUGGAGGAAUCCUUUGGGAAGGCCCAGUGGGAAAGGCUGAAGAGCCCAGAGAAGGAGCCAUCCACGGGCCAUGGGGAGGUUCUGCUCUCUAUUAGCUACCUGCCAGCAGCCAAUCGCCUGCUGGUGGUGAUUAUUAAGGCUAAAAACCUCCAUUCCAAGCAGCUGAAAGAUCUACUAGGAAGUGAUGUUUCUGUCAAGGUGACACUGAGGCAUCAGUCACUGAAGCUGAAGAAGAAGCAGACCAAACGUGCAAAACACAAGAUCAACCCUGUGUGGAACGAGAUGAUCAUGUUUGAGGUGCCUCAUGAGCUCCUGCGUGCCUCCAGCGUGGAGCUAGAAAUGCUGAGCCAGGAUGGAGCUGGCCAGAGCCAUGUGCUUGGCAAGUGCAGUCUGGGCUUACACGUCACAGGCACAGAGAGGAACCACUGGGAAGAAAUGCUGAGGAACCCCAGGAAACAGAUAGCCAUGUGGCACCAGCUCCACAUGUAGGCUCAUCGUGAUUACUGACAACAAGAUUCCCAUCAGACCUCAGAGCCUGGGGGAGUAAGCUGGAUUUCAUCUUCCACCUUCACCUCCAUGAAAUUGCUCAGCACAGCACUCUUACUACAGCACCCUUCUCUGA
Messenger RNA from Pyrgilauda ruficollis (rufous-necked snowfinch), 1729 nucleotides. It is a transcript of the gene SYT13, whose product is annotated as synaptotagmin 13. Gene Ontology annotation, molecular function: calcium ion binding; syntaxin binding; calcium-dependent phospholipid binding. The record is from RefSeq and is a predicted model, not a curated record. The transcript is spliced from 6 exons. Bases 307 to 1596 code for a protein of 429 amino acids. Gene Ontology annotation, biological process: cellular response to calcium ion; calcium-ion regulated exocytosis; regulation of dopamine secretion. NCBI's taxonomy places the organism in Eukaryota, Metazoa, Chordata, Aves, Passeriformes, Passeridae.